Molecule: messenger RNA, 2608 nt
Organism: Strongylocentrotus purpuratus (purple sea urchin)
Lineage: Eukaryota; Metazoa; Echinodermata; Echinoidea; Camarodonta; Strongylocentrotidae
Product: paraneoplastic antigen Ma3-like
Exons: 2
Coding region: 1510-2580 (356 amino acids)
Molecular function (GO): zinc ion binding; nucleic acid binding
Source: RefSeq, a predicted model, not a curated record
UGUCUGUCAGACCCUGUUUAUUAACAAGGUAUAUUCUGUUUUUGAGUAAACCUAUAUUGCUUUAAACUGUUACACCCCUCUUUGAAUUGUCCCUUUAAACCUUUUUAUGUUUCGACCACCUAGCUGGUAUAUGCCACUGGUGAAGGGAACAAAGAGACCCCUGUCCUAUAGGCCUUGUUUAUGUCAAAACACCCAGACCACUUCCCUAAUUCGUAGAGUACAUAAACAAUGAAUGACCAGUGGAUACAUUAACUGGUACUCCCUUUGUCUUAGGGAUAGGGAAUAUUGGGGUUGUUUGCCUGGUUUGGGAGGAAGAUUGGCUCUCCCUUUGAGAGCUAAUUUGGACACCAGCGAGACAAGUCAUAUUUUUAGGAGAGUACAAGAACCAUAUUCUUGUACUGUUAAUUCUUCUACUGUUAAAUAUUGUAUUCUUCGCCUGGUUGUCACCCUCCCUGAACAGAUAUCGGUCGCCCUGUUCAGCCCCUUAAAAGUCCUACUGUAUUAGACGAUCGGAACUGGUUUAGACUGUCCCCCUGUUACCAAGGCAACGCUCUCCGCCCUGGCCAUAGAUGAACAGAAGGAUUGAUAGUUUUAUACCUCAAGAUAAUUAUAGUCCCUUUCUUUUAAACCUUGUAAAGUUAUUUUACCUGUAUAUGUUAAGAGUUAUCACUGUUAGUUUGUGAAGCCUUGCAUGUCGGCUAAAUAUUCCGCUGAUAUAUAUAACUGUUAUAUGGUUACCAAUACAUGUUUUUUAUGUAUUAUACUUAUUAUUUGGAUGAGUGAUAUUUUGUAGCUUAACCUACCUUUGAGGUUAAGUGUUAAUAAAUCCUUUCUUUCGGAUCUUUCACUCAAACUACUCUGUGGAGAUAUCCUUAUUUGUUUUUCUUGUUUCUUUAACUAAAAUCUCCUGUAUAAAAUAAAUCCCUGAACUGGGUGCAGGUGAACAAGGAUUUACCUGUGACACAAAUGGAGGCACUGCCCGGAUGUUAAAUUUUCUUGGAAAAUAAUAGUUGUUUUUUCCCAAAAGGAAAAUCCUGUUUAGAUUAUACAUUUUUUGUAAUUGCUUUAAUUGAGAAUUAGGUUCUCUUUACCUCUCUCUUUGCUAGGAAGAGACUAACUAUUUUCUGUGUAUGAUUGUUGUUAUGUUGAUUGCCACAACUUGUAAAACACUAAGUUGGACAUAGCGUAUAUUUGGAAGUGGUCUUAAUAAUUUGAAGUGUGACCUUAUCAAAUUUUUUGCUGUUGUUCAGGUCAAAUCAGUAGCAGCCCUACUACUGACAGGCGUAACAGUAAACAAGGGGUAGCUUGUCCAGCUCAGUUGUUAUUGUGUUUUUUAUUUUGCUAUUUCGAACAAUUCUCAUCAUUUAAUUAUUUUGUUGUCUUCUAUAUAACAAUUAACACUUUUUUUAAAAUCCUGAUUGGUGCUACAAAUUGUACAUUUAGGCACCUUAAUAUUUUAAUUUAUUUUUUUACCACGUUUGGAAAGUUAACCCUUAUAAUCGUUUAAAGAUGUCUCUCGACUCUGAGUUUAAGGCCGAGCUAGAGAAGUUUCUGGCCGAUCAGGGUAAGACACUCUUAGACCUCACAGAAUCACUUAGUGAUAGCAGUAGUACCAAUGCUAGUCCCCCAAUAGAGCCCAAACAUGAUACCGUACCAGAGACUGUGGUGAAACACAUAGUCUCAGCUCCAUCUUCCCACAGGCGCCGACUCCGUCUGUUUUCUGGGCGACGACCUGUACCAAAUGGUGAAGCGGACUUCGACAAUUGGAGACGUCAGACCCAGCUGAUAGUCGACGCGGAUGAUUUGUCGGAGUCUGAGAAAAUCAGCAGGCUAACAGAAGCUCUUUUACCUCCUGCCAGUAACGUAGUAUGGGCAUUAGGGAAAGGUGUGAGCGCCAAGGAUAGUUUAGAGGGGCUGGAGAAGGCAUUUGGCACCACCUCCGAUGGGGAGGAGCUGUACCUACUUUUCACAGAAUGUUAUCAGGCCAGUGAGGAGUUUCCAUCGGACUAUCUACUUCGACUCCAAGACCUCCUGAUCAGGGCCCAAGAGAACGAUGGGAUAAAUGCGGGAAGGAUGGACAAGGCGAGGGUCCAUCAGUUCUCUCGUGGGUGCCUGUAUAACGACGCCCUCCUUCACACCCUGGCAUUGGGAAAGCGGCUCCCACCCCCUGAUUUUGUGUCCCUCCUUCAUGAGGUGAGACAGGAGGAGCAGAAAGAGAAGGAAAAGGAGGUGAAACGAAAGAGUGGGCAGAAAGGAAAGGGAUGCCAUGAGCAGGUAGUCCCCCAAGAAACGGAUCGAGUGGCAGAGCUUCACGAGAUGAUGGUCGCCUUGCAGCAUCAAAUUUCGAGCUUAAUGCCCUCUGGGAGUGCAGCUGCCCAGGCAAGACCAGAAGCCACCAACCAGAGGUCUAAUGGGAGACAGAGAGGACCCAGGAAGCCCGCUUAUCGCCUGAUCUGCUACAACUGUGGAAAAGAUGGCCAUCGCAUGGAUGAGUGCAAUGGUGAAACCAAUGCUGUUCUGGUGCAGCAGAAGAUUGCAGCAAGGAACCAGCCAGCGGGAAACGCCGAAGGCCGCCAGUAAAGGGACGACAGGUGGCCAAAGACAAACC